This is a messenger RNA of Acinonyx jubatus (cheetah), 1364 nucleotides long. RefSeq names its product olfactory receptor 51I2-like. Gene Ontology annotation, biological process: G protein-coupled receptor signaling pathway. NCBI's taxonomy places the organism in Eukaryota, Metazoa, Chordata, Mammalia, Carnivora, Felidae. The record is from RefSeq and is a predicted model, not a curated record. Gene Ontology annotation, cellular component: membrane. The transcript has a single exon. Gene Ontology annotation, molecular function: olfactory receptor activity; G protein-coupled receptor activity. Bases 1 to 948 code for a protein of 315 amino acids.
AUGGCAGCUGAAAGCAAUGGAAGUCUUGACCUAUCUGUCUUCCUGACUGGCAUCCCAGGAUUGGAGGCCCAACAUGGCUGGUUUUCCAUUCCUUUCUUCACUGUGUAUAUUGUGGCCAUUGUGGGUAACAACCUAAUCAUGGCAGCAGUGCAGGCAGACCCUGCCCUACACGAGCCCAUGUACUUGUUUAUCUCCAUGUUGGCUGUGACAGAGGUGGGUGUUUCUGUGUCUACACUGCCCACUGUCAUGGGUAUUCUUUGGUUUGAUGCCCGCCAGAUUGACUUGGAUGGCUGCCUGGCUCAGAUGUUCUUCAUCCACACUUUCUCCUGCAUGGAAUCAGGGGUCCUGUUGGCCAUGAGUUAUGACCGUUUUGUAGCCAUCUACAGUCCACUGGGAUAUACAGCCAUCCUAACCCUGCCACGUAUCAUUUGCAUGGGUCUGGGCAUCACACUGAAGAGUGUGACGCUCAUGGCCCCACUUCCAGUCCUUUUGAAACAACUGCCCUAUUGCCACACCAGUGUACUCUCGCAUUCCUACUGCCUCCACUCAGACCUGAUCCAGCUGCCUUGUGCUGAUACGAAGCUCAGUAGCAUCCUGGGUUUGGCCAUUGUCCUGGCCACUUUUGGGCUGGACUCACUGCUUAUCAUUGUCUCUUAUGUGCUGAUUCUUUACACGGUGCUGGGCAUUGCUUCUGGGGAGGGUCGGCGGAAGGCCCUCAACACGUGUGUGUCACAUAUCUGUGCAGUGCUCAUGUACUACGUGCCCAUGAUUGGUGUGUCUGUGAUGCAUCGUACUGCCAAGCAUGCCUCACCCCUGGUCCACACACUCAUGUCUAGCGUCUACCUCUUUGUGCCUCCUGUGCUCAACCCCAUCAUCUACAGUGUCAAGACCAAGCCAAUCCGACAGGGGAUUUUCACCUUGUUCUCCUGCAAGAGGAAAUUUCUCUGAAUCCCUCCAAUAGGGCAGAGACUUUGGGUCCAUCUAUAAACUGAUGGUGUUUCUGCUGUGGGCCGGGAUGUACAGCAGACAUUUAGUGGAGGAAUAGGAAUGAGGGAUUCUAAGCAUUGUCACAGGCUUGACCUUGGAUCACAGGUGUUCUCCCUAGUCCUUUUUAUUUCACAACUUGUCAACAUGUGUGGGUCUCUGCAUGUGUGUACAUGCACGUCAGAUGUAAUCAGUGUGAAGGCAGAGAUAGUGAAUUUCAUUUUUUCAUUUCCCCUCAAAAGUCCCAGCAAAAAGCCUGAUAACUAGCAAGAUAACAGUAAAGACUUGAGACCUAAUCAUGUUUGAAUUGAGGUGAAACAAAUUACUGCUUUUAAUAGGUCAGGCAAGGAUUAAGAAUAUACCCCAAGCAGGAAAGAUCA